AGAUCAGAACUAUAAGUUUAUAAGUGAAGGAUUGAAAAUAAAAUUUCAUAAAUCACGAAAAUGUCGAAGUACGACGAGUACAGUUGGUCAGAAUAUAACGAUUCUUCCCCUUAUUCCGAUUUUUCUAAGGUUCGCAUUCCAAGACCUCAAUAUACAAACCCGUCCUACCCAACAGCAGGUUUUGAUAGGAAGCCCCCCACGUAUGAUCCGGGUAAUGGUAGUUAUGGAGUGCCAUAUAAAUUACCAGCUAAAGGAAAUUUCAAGGAUGAAUAUUAUGAUGACGGUUCGGAGGAGACACUAGCCUCUCUUGAGACGAGAUACCCAAAGAAAACCUUAAAAACUUUAAUAGUCGUUGUAGUGUUCUUGAUCCUGAUCUGUACUGCUCUAGUAGGAAUUUCAGUUUGGUUAGGACUUAGAGAUAAUUCAAAUGAUGAAGAAACCGUUAAAAGAAGUCUGAGAAUGAAAAUGAAAGGCGAUUUCAAGUCAGCUUAUCAAAAUCCAGAAACAACUGAAUAUAAAGAUUACGAGAAAACUUAUUGUGAAAAUGUGAACAAAAUCUUUGCCACAGCUCAAAAAGAAUGCAAUGUUAAGGGUCUCACGAGAGGGAGUAUUGUCAUCGAUUCCGACCUUGUCUUUUAUGAAGAAAAGCUCAAAGCUAUGACGAAAAAUACUGAUAAGAGUUUUAAUGAAAUUAUUCGCGAAAUAUUUGAAAAUAAUAAAGAAAAAGUGACCUAUUUUAACGAUCUAAUAGAGUUUUAUGCUAUUGAAACUGUUAAAGAAGCUUCUGAAACUACUGUUCUUGAAAUAUCUACAAAGUUGAAUCGGAGCUUCAGCUCUUCUUACGACAAUCCUCAAAGUAAUGAAUUUAAAACUUUGGAAAAGGAAUUUUGCAAUGGAAUUGAAGACAGUUUACAGAAAAAUUUGUCAUUUUCUCAGCCAAAAUGUUCUGUAAACAAUUUCAAAAAAGGUAGCGUUAUCGUUAACUACAUUGUCUCCUUCUUGAAGAUUCAGCUGGAACAAAGCAUUCCUAACAUUGACGUCGUUAAAAAUAUUGUUGAAGUUGCUAUUGAAAAAGGAAUUGAAGAUUAUUUAUCAAGUGAAAUCACAAACGUAUUUACUGGACAGCCCAGAAAAGUUAUACCUCAAACAACUAUGGCUCCGAAACAAACUCCUGAGCCCACGACAACUGAAAAAGUCACGACUGUUGAAUCUAUAGCAACUAAUAAGGCAACGACUGCUGGAUCUGCACCAACUGAGAAGGCAACCACUUCUGGAUCUGUAACAACUCAAGAAACAACUGCUGGAUCUGUAGCAACUAAGAAGGCAACGACUGCUGGAUCUGUAGGAACGGAAGAAACGACUGCUGGAUCUGUAGCAACUAAGAAAGCCACCACUGGGGGAUCUGUAGGAACGGAAGAAACGACUGCUGGAUCUGUAGCAACUAAGAAAGCCACCACUGGGGGAUCUUUAGGAACUCAAGAAACGCAUACUGGAUCCGUAGCAACCGACGGAGUAACGACUGCUGGAUCUUUAGGAACUCAAAAAACGCAUACUGGAUCCGUAGCAACUGACGGAGUAACGAAUACUGGAUCUGCAGCAACUCAAAAAACGCAUACUGGAUCCGUAGCAACCGACGGAGUAACGACUGCUGGAUCUGCAGCAACUCAAAAAACGCAUACUGGAUCCGUAGCAACUGACGGAGUAACGAAUACUGGAUCUGCAGCAACUCAAAAAACGCAUACUGGAUCCGUAGCAACCGACGGAGUAACGACUGCUGGAUCUGCAGCAACUCAAAAAACGCAUACUGGAUCCGUAGCAACUGACGGAGUAACGACUGCUGGAUCUGCAGCAACUCAAAAAACGCAUACUGGAUCCGUAGCAACUGACGGAGUAACGAAUACUGGAUCUGCAGCAACUCAAGAAACAACAACUAAUGGACCUACUGAAAUCACAAGUGAUGGAAAUGUUCAAACCUCAACGAUCGCUGCUACAGAAACAACUAGUUCUAUAGUCUCAACGACAUAAAUACGGCCAGGAAAAUACUUAAAAGUCAUAAAAAAACUCUCUUCAUAAACUAUAUUUCUACUAAUUCUUACAGACAUUUAAUGUGAUAUUGAAAUCAAAAGGAUUUUAAAAUAUUAAUCUAUUUAUUACGUUAGCAAUUGUUUACACGUUCCAAACAACAUAAACGUUAUUGUUUUGAAAUAUAUAAUAUAACCUAUUUCUUAGUAAAUGAAA
Molecule: messenger RNA, 2238 nt
Organism: Dimorphilus gyrociliatus
Lineage: Eukaryota; Metazoa; Annelida; Polychaeta; Dinophilidae
Source: the annotation of a GenBank genome assembly